AUGGCUACUGAUGUACUAGACGAACAUCGUUUUACAAGUCAACAUUCAUUGUAUGAACCACGUCGUAAUCGAUUUUUAAAAGAAGGAAAACGUCGUCCAACAACAUCAUCAACAGCAGCAUUAUAUGAUACGGCAUCAACAUCAGGAGUUCGAUCUCGUCGUAUUCGAUAUGCUACUCAAACAAGCGCACCUCCAACAAAUAAUUCUAGUCAAAAUCGGCAUUCAGUUUCCAAUGAUUUUCUAUCUUUAUUUCGAUCACUUGCAAUGAAACCAUUCAAAACAUCAUCAAUGACAAAUGCCAUAACUGAAGGACAAGCAAAUAAUAUUAUAGGUGGUAAUCAAAUAAAUACAAAACCACCAGUCAGUCUCCUCAGAUAUCGUCCAUUGAGUGAUACCGUAAUCGAUGAGACAUCUUAUACACAAUCAACUCGUCAAGUUGAAGAAUUUCUUAAGCGUAUGGGAUGGUCAGCAACUUCAGCAACUGAUGAAGCACGUUUAAAAUGGAAAAUAGCUAUGAAAUUUUUAAUUCCAGUUAAAUUUGAUGUUGCACGAGCAAUUUCUUUGUAUGGAGCACAUGAAAAUAAUCGUAAAAUUGAAAAUCUAGAUCGAAUUUGGAUUAGUAAUCCUCAUCUUAUACGUGAAAUACAAUCAAAUAAAUUUUAUACAUUACCAAAAUUACCAAAUCAACCAUUAACAGUUUAUUUUACAGCAUCACAAUUCACAUCAAUAUCAUCAGCAAAUUCACUUUCACAACAAGAACGAGAAUUAGUUGCAUUACAAGCUUUAAUUUGUCAACUUGAUGUUGCUACUGAAACUAUGGAAGUUCAAGAAAGUGGUUUAAAUUUUAUCUAUGAUAUGCAAAAUUGUUCAGCAUCACAAUUUGAUAUUAAUGUCAGUAAAAAAAUUCUUAAACUUCUACAAGGAAGUUAUCCAGCUAUGGUAACGAUGUAUACGCCAGACCAAAUGCGUGACGUUCUUCUAUCUCAAUAUGGCCAUUCGUUAGAUGAUAUUCCAAUAACAUUAGGGGGUUUAUUUGAUCCAUCAGCUAAUGGUGAUAAUCGAUAUCAAAUAUGUUUAUCAUCAGUAACAAAUUCUCAGUCGAUAUGUUUCCCAUAUUAUUCCCUUGAUUAUCAACCAAUAACAACAAAAUCAACAAGUAAUAUAUUAUUUUUUAAUACGGAUCAUCAUCAUCUUCAUCAUCAAAAUCAAAAUCAAGAUACGCUAUUAACAUUACCAACACCAUCAUCAACAAAAACAACAAAAACAACGUCUCCACAACCAGCAUUGGUUGCUAUUGUUGCAUUAAGACGUAAUCAUGAAACAACAUCACAUGUUCGUGUACGAAAACGUGAAUCCUCAUCAUCAAGUGAUAGUGAAAAACGACGACGAGGAUCAAAUGAAAGUCUUAUCGAAGAAAAACCUACUACUCUUAAUUUAUUAAGUUAUAUACCACAUGAAAUACCUUCAGAGUAA
Molecule: messenger RNA, 1473 nt
Organism: Adineta steineri
Lineage: Eukaryota; Metazoa; Rotifera; Eurotatoria; Adinetida; Adinetidae
Source: the annotation of a GenBank genome assembly